UUCAAUUGUGGUUGUCGUGAUUUUUCUUGAACAUUUUUGAGUUCUAAAGAAAAAAAUCUUCGACAAUGUCCGCGUUUUUACAUUUUUUGCAACUUCUACUUUUGGCCACCGUCAUCAGUUGUCAGGAUACAUCGCCAGCUCCCGCUACAGGACCAUCACUAUCAUUUUUCCCAAAACCACCGAAAAAGUGGGAAGAACAGACCCUCAUCUGGUACAAAGGUGGCGAAAAUUACAAGUCAUGGUCAAAUAAGUUAAAUAAGUUUUUACAAGUGUACGAAAUGGACGAACUCACAAAUGGGCGACAACUGAACUUGUAUAAUUGCGAUUUUGAUGAUUUUCCACCCAAAGGACGUGUUUGCCGCAUCGACAUGAAGAAAGGAUGGGGUCCGUGCACCAAGGAAAAUAUUUAUGGUUAUCACAAACACUCACCUUGCGUUUUCCUCCGUAUCGACGCCAAUCGUCACUGGACUCCCGAAUAUUUCAACGUUUCGAGUGAACUUCCACCGCAUGCGAGCCAAGACCUACGAGAAUACAUGAACAAAGCUGAUGGCGACCAGAGAAAAAUGAUUUGGGUGUCAUGUGAUGGCGAAGGACCUGUUGAUCGCGAAAAUAUGGGACCAUUAAAGUACUAUCCGCGUCCUGGAUUUCCUGGAUACUUUUUCCCCUCAUUAAAAACUGAAGGAUAUCUCAGUCCCAUUAUGGCUGUUCACUUCGAGAAACCCACAAGAGGAGUUAUCACGAACGUUCAAUGUCAUAUGUAUGCCCGAAACAUCCAACAUGACAUCACCCGGAAUAUCGGAAGUGUCCAUUUUCAACUGAUGGUCGAUGAUUAAAUCAAAAAAUUCAUGAAUUUUACUGACCAGAAAAAAUCUAAAUCUCACGUUUGAAAAUAAAAAUGUGCUUCAAUACGA
Culicoides brevitarsis is the source of this 911-nucleotide messenger RNA. Its product is annotated as sodium/potassium-transporting ATPase subunit beta-2-like. Gene Ontology annotation, cellular component: sodium:potassium-exchanging ATPase complex. The transcript is spliced from 5 exons. The record is from RefSeq and is a predicted model, not a curated record. Lineage: Eukaryota; Metazoa; Arthropoda; Insecta; Diptera; Ceratopogonidae. Gene Ontology annotation, molecular function: ATPase activator activity. Bases 66 to 833 code for a protein of 255 amino acids. Gene Ontology annotation, biological process: intracellular sodium ion homeostasis; intracellular potassium ion homeostasis; potassium ion import across plasma membrane.